Molecule: messenger RNA, 408 nt
Organism: Miscanthus lutarioriparius
Lineage: Eukaryota; Viridiplantae; Streptophyta; Magnoliopsida; Poales; Poaceae
Source: the annotation of a GenBank genome assembly
AUGUCGGAGUGGAAGUUCAGGAAUGAGAAAAAACAGCUUUUGCUUGGAAUCAGACGAGCCAGCCGUCCACAGACUGUGAUGCCCUCUUCUGUUCUUUCAAGUGACAGCAUGCACAUUGGGCUCCUUGCAGCAGCAGUUCAUGCUGCUGCAACAAACAGCCGCUUCACAAUUUUCUAUAAUCCUAGGGCAAGUCCGUCAGAAUUUGUUAUACCCCUUUCGAAAUACAUCAAGGCUGUUUUUCACACGCGGAUAUCAGUUGGGAUGCGAUUCAGGAUGUUGUUUGAGACUGAGGAAUCUAGUGUCCGUAGGUACAUGGGGACAAUAACAGAAGUGAGUGAUGCUGACCCAGUGCGUUGGCCUAGUUCCUAUUGGAGAUCAGUGAAGGUUACAAAAAUGAUGAAUUUAUAG